CCGUCACCCGCACGGUUUUGCCCACGCAACACUCGCGAUCAAGUGAAAACCACUAAUUGAGGAACUCGAUCAUCGUCGCGGCAUACAUCGAUCACGCGCGAGCGCCAUGGGUGGGCUCUCCAUGGACCAGGCCUUCGUGCAGGCCCCCGAGCACCGUCCCAAGGCGGUCCUCGCGGAGGCGGCCGGCGUCCCGCUCAUCGACCUCUCCCCUCUCGCAGCGGCCGACGACGAUGCCGCCGGCCUGGAGGCCCUCGCGGCCGAGGUGGGUAAGGCGAGUAAGGACUGGGGCUUCUUCGUGGUGGUGCGCCACGGGGUGCCGGAAGAGAAGGUUGCGCGCGCGCUGGAGGCCCAGAGGGCGUUCUUCGCCCUGCCGGCGGACCGCAAGGCGGCCCUGCGGAGGGACGAGGGCGCGCCUCUGGGCUACUACGAGUCGGAGCACACCAAGAACGUCAGGGACUGGAAGGAGGUCUUCGACCUUGUCCCGCGCGAGCCCCCGCCGCCCGCUGCGGUUGCCGACGGCGAGCUCGUGUUCCAGAACAAAUGGCCCGAGGACGAUCUUCCGGGCUUCAGAGCGGCAUUUGAGGAGUACGCGGAAGCGAUGGAGGAGCUGGCGUUCAAGCUGCUGGAGCUGAUCGCGCGGAGCCUGGGGCUGAGGCCCGACCGGAUGCACGGCUUCUUCGGAGACGACCAGACCACCUUCAUCCGGCUGAACCACUACCCUCCUUGCCCGAGCCCCGACCUGGCCCUGGGCGUGGGCCGCCACAAGGACGCGGGCGCGCUCACAAUCCUCUACCAGGACGACGUCGGCGGGCUCGACGUGAAGAGGCGCUCCGACGGCGAGUGGGUGCGUGUCAAGCCCGUCCAGGACUCCUUCAUCGUCAACGUGGGGGACAUCAUCCAGGUCUGGAGCAACGACAGGUACGAGAGCGCCGAGCACCGGGUGUCGGUUAAUUCGGACAAGGAGAGGUUCUCCAUGCCUUACUUCUUCAAUCCGGGCAGCAGCGCCAUGGUGGAGCCGUUGGAGGAGCUGGUCAGCGAUGAGAGCCCGGCCAGGUACCGCGCCUACAAUUGGGGGAACUUCUUCAGUACCAGAAAGAACAGCAACUUCAGGAAGCUCGACGUGGAGAACGUCCAGAUCGCGCAUUUCAGGAAGGACCUGCCCGUCGCCUAGAAUGAUUAAUUUUCGUCCUGAUCGAUGGAUCGCGCGGUCCAUCCUGUUGCUAUAUAUCUUCUGUGUGCAAGUUACAAACAUGGCGAUGCCGCCCCUUUGUGAUAUAUAAAAUAAUAAUGCGGAUGUUAUUGUCAUGUGCCUAUUUCAAUAUGGUUGUUAAUGUGGCUAAAAUUGCUGUAUAAAAUGGUACAAUGUGACAAAGAUAUAUAUUACCAUGA
Brachypodium distachyon (stiff brome) is the source of this 1389-nucleotide messenger RNA. RefSeq names its product probable 2-oxoglutarate-dependent dioxygenase At5g05600. NCBI's taxonomy places the organism in Eukaryota, Viridiplantae, Streptophyta, Magnoliopsida, Poales, Poaceae. The transcript is spliced from 2 exons. The record is from RefSeq and is a predicted model, not a curated record. Gene Ontology annotation, molecular function: dioxygenase activity. The coding region runs from base 107 to 1171 and encodes 354 amino acids.